CAAACCAAUAAGAUCAUGGAUUUUCUACGAACUUUUGGCCACCCUACAUGACAAAGAUCUGUGCCUGUCAGUGAAAAGGAAUAUAUAUGAGAAGCUGUCCUCAUGUGAUUCCAGUCUACCAAGUGCCGAUUUCCCUCCAGUGUCUGUCUGCUUUUGGAUACUCGGGUAGAUCUACUGUCUUCAGGUAUCCAUUUUUUUCCAGCUAUAUUAAUCUUUUUUAAAAAAUGGAUUUCUUAAACUCAUCUGAUCAAAAUUUGACUUCAGAAGAACUGUUAAACAGAAUACCAUCCAAAAUCCUGGUGUCCCUCACUCUCUCCGGGCUGGCACUGAUGACAACCACCAUCAACUCCCUUGUGAUUGCUGCAAUUAUUGUGACCCGGAAGCUGCACCACCCUGCCAACUAUCUAAUUUGCUCCCUGGCAGUGACAGAUUUUCUUGUAGCUGUCCUGGUGAUGCCUUUCAGCAUCGUGUAUAUUGUGAGAGAGAGCUGGAUUCUGGGGCAAGUGGUCUGUGACAUUUGGCUGAGCAUUGACAUCACGUGCUGCACAUGCUCCAUCCUGCAUCUCUCUGCUAUAGCGUUGGACCGGUACCGGGCAAUCACAGAUGCUGUCGAGUACGCCAGGAAAAGGACUCCCAAGCAUGCUGGCAUUACAAUCACAGUAGUUUGGAUUAUAUCCAUUCUUAUCUCUAUGCCUCCUUUAUUCUGGAGGCACCAAGGGACUAGCAGAGACGAUGAGUGCAUCAUCAAACACGACCACAUUGUUUCCACUAUUUAUUCAACAUUUGGAGCUUUCUACAUCCCGUUAACACUGAUUUUGAUCCUCUACUACAAAAUAUAUAAAGCAGCAAAGACGUUAUAUCACAAGAGACAAGCAAGUAGGAUUGCCAAGGAGGAGCUGAAUGGCCAAGUCCUUUUGGAGAGUGGUGAGAAAAGCACUAGACUGGUCUCCACACCCUACAUGCUAGAAAAGUCUUUAUCUGAUCCAUCAACAGACUUUGAUAAAGUUCAUAGCACAGUGAAAAGUCACAGGUCUGAAUUCAAGCAUGAAAAAUCCUGGAGAAGACAAAAGAUCUCAGGCACAAGAGAACGCAAAGCAGCCACUACCCUGGGAUUAAUCUUGGGUGCAUUUGUAAUAUGUUGGCUUCCUUUUUUUGUAAAAGAAUUGGUUGUUAAUGUAUGUGAAAAGUGUAACAUUUCUGAAGAAAUGUCGAAUUUUUUGACAUGGCUUGGCUAUCUCAAUUCCCUUAUAAAUCCAUUGAUUUACACAAUCUUUAAUGAAGACUUCAAGAAAGCAUUCCAAAAACUUGUACGUUGUCGAUGUUAGUUUAAAGAAAGUUGAGUAUUAAAAAGUUGGGGAUUUUUUUCAGGUGAAGUAGCUAAAUGAAUGCUAAUUAAUAAAGCUUUUAAACUUUAGAAGGAAAUAAAUUAAAACUGCUAAAAUGAUAAGAAUAUAAUGUAUGCUUUAAUAGCAACAUGAACAAAACAUAAAAUUUUUCCAUUUAAAGAUGUUUCUUUUGACCAUCAUUCUAUAAUGCUCAAAAUUAGAAAGUAAUUUAUUGCUUAUAAACAAUAUUUUGCCUAUGCAAUGUUCCUAAAAGGCUAACUGGAAAUAUAUAUAUGUAUGUCUACAUAUACCCACAAAAUUAAUAAUACAGCUUUUUCAGGUUCAUGUCUUACAACAAUAAGAGUAUUCAAUUAACAGCAGAACUCCAUUCAUAAUUUCUAUAUAAUCUUAUUGUUUUAUUAUAUAAUUCUAUUAUUUUGUAAAAACUAUAAUUUACCAAGCACACAUUUCUCCUAACUAGCCACUCUUGUUCCCUUGCCAUCUUAUCCUGGGUAAAAGGGGAGUGGGGAAGGAGUUAAUAAAGACUCAUGUAAUGUUGUUGAAGGAAAUGUAAAAAGUCAGAGAUUGAUAUUAUCUUUGUAUUUAGAUAGUAAACAGCAAUCAUGAAGUGAGUUAUGUAUGCAAAAUAAUUCCAAACACUGAACUUAUGCAUAUUUAGCAUAUUCUUUUUGUUCAAUGAAUUCCUAGAAGAAUAUUUUCUUAACCAUAUAUCAUCAACAUUUGAAAUCAAAGCCUUACUCUAGUAGCAAUAAAUCAAGAGGGGUCCAGGGAGAGGUAUUCUAAUUGUCCAAUGUUUAUUUAUAAAUCAUAUUUAAGGCACCAGGUACUCUAGGUUGCUCACUACAGUUACUAUACUCCUUAUGUCUUUUUAAAAAUAUAAAAAAUAUUUCAUUUCUGCUAAUGUUAAUAAGGUCAAUCAUUAAUUAAAAUGUCCAUGGUACUUUGGCAGCUCCAUACCUUCAAUUUGAACAUUUUUCUUUCAUUACUAAGAAUGUGACAGGAACUCGUAGAACUUUCCACUGACUUUCAGAAAAAUUCCUGCUUUCCAACUAGUAGAGAUAAACAGGAAAUAUUCAUAUUAUGUUAACUAUAUAUUAUGUAUAAUUAUCUCCCAGUCACUCCGCUCAGUCAGUGAAUCAAAGCAAUUCCAUAAGUUUCUCUUCAAUAUUUAUAUAGGAAUUUAGAAACACAAGAACCCUACUUCUGAGAUUUCAUUUCAUUUGAAUUGGCAAGAUAAUAGACCACUUUUUGAAAGGCAUACCAUCAACUAAAAUCAUUUGAAAAACAAUGCAUUCUUUUUUUUUAAGCUGUACCUUUACGUGUAUUCUAAAUGUUCUUUCCUGCUUAGGAGCUUAAGAGUAUAUUACAUCAAUUUUUAUUUGUCUAUGACACAUUACUAUCAAUUGAACAAAUAUUUACAGAAUUCUCACUUUAAGGCAUUGAGAUGUACUAUAUAGAAGAUGCAAAAAAAAAUAAAAUACGGCUUCUCCCCUUAACAUGUUUAUAAUCUAAAAGGUGAAACAAAGAAAAAAAUGAACACUAUAAUAGAAAAGAAAAAACAAAGAUCUGGCAUGAAAGUUUAGGUAAUUAUGAUGGCAUGAUACUUUAUGUAGUAUCAGCAAAAUUUCAUAAAUAAUGUAAUGAAAAUAAAUAAUAAAUAAAUAGCAUUGGGCAAGAGAAAUGGAAUACCACACUCUAGGUGAUGGUAAUGUCAGAAGUUCAGACUGAGCAGUGAGGGUACUGGAGAUAAUGGCUUCUUGUUAGAAAGCAAAUGAAGAAUCCAGGCAAGAAGUGGUUGAAGUCCUGAACUUGAUUCUGGCAAUAAAGGAUGAAACAGUUGAGAGACAGUUGGAGGCAGAAUCUACAGGAUAUACUAAGUGUGUUAAUAAACAGACAGAUGGAGGAAAAUGAAAUAGAAACACUGAGAUACUUGUCCUCAACUGAAAUCGGGAAUUCAAGAAAAAGGGCCUAUUGGUGCAGUGAGGGCUUCUGUUUGGGUAUCUGAAGCACACGAAGACAUGUCAGAGCUCACAUGCACUACUGAACAGGUUUGGCUCAAGUAAAAUGCACAGUGAAGUGAGGUUGAUCUAAGGCUCCUACCUACCUCUUUUGUCCUCUUCUCUUCUCUUUAUCUCCCAGGGCCCUUAGUGCUGGGUUGACAGUCCAAAGCCUAUUCUUGUCCCCAUCCUUCUCCACUUAUUUCUCUUUCCCUUUCUCACCCAAAUUUGGUUCUAUGAUUUAUUUAGUCAGAGUCCUUGCUAAAGAGACAAACAUCUGUUGAUUUAUUUACAACCACCUUACAUGUCUAUAUAGUUAUAUUGGAGAACUCUUAAGAGACACAGCCCAUCAACCUAAGGAACAAAUCUCAAGCAGAGAGAGGUUUACCCAAAUAUACAAACUACCCUUACUCUGAGUUAGAAUGAAGCUCAAAUCUAGGGAAAUAAUACUGUAAGUGACAGAGGAGACAAAAGACAAGUCUCCUUUCAGAGCUCUGAGGAGAAUCAAGUUUAUUAUUUCUGUGUGUACAAAGCGUUUUUUAAUUCAAAAGGGCCACAACACAUUACAGUAAUGAUCACUUCAUCAGUGUGUUUCUCCUACAUGGAAGGUAUAGAUCAUGCCAUCCCUUAUAAACAACUGUGAUUUCUCUUCAUUAUCUCUACAUAGUAGGUAAUGUUAAUAAUCUUCAAUUUGCACUUUCUUUGACAUGUAUGAAGAACAGAUUACACAUAAUAUACUUCCCUGAAUCAUGACUUAUUCGCAAUAAAAACGUCCCAAGUAGCUAAAAGCUGAACAUUUUUACAGAAAAAAAAUGUAAUAAUGCACAAGAAAAAACACUACCAAUUUAUAUAAGGAUAUAAAAUGUAAAAAAAAACUACUUAAUAAAGGCCCCCUAUUGCUCAUUACAUUGCAUCCAGACUCUCUCUCUUGGCUUUUAGGCCUUAAUAACAAAAGAUACCGCUCUCUGGAAUAUCAUAUUUCCCGCUCUGCUCCCUAACCACAACAAAUGCCCCCCUCUGCCAUCCUGUCCCUCUCUUCACUGUCCUCUCCGCGUGCCUUGCUCAUUCUUGUCUCCGUUGCUCUUUUAGCUAUUUUUUUCCUCCCACCUCAAGUGCUCUUCACCUCCUUUAUGGUUUAAGCAAUUAUCCUUCAAAGCACAGAUUAAAUUCCACUUCCUCCUUAAAACUGAAUUCAUAUUCAAUUUCAAUAUUGUGAAGAACAAUAUUGUAAUCAAUAAUUCCUUAUUUGUUUUUAGUAUCACUAAUUUCUUCAAGAGUGUUUGGUUUUUAUACCAACUAUAAACAGUAUAUAAGUUACUCGAAGGGUAUAUGCUUAUUUCCUUAUAGUCUUUUCAUACCUAUUUUAAAUAUUUUUGAAUAGUGAUCUCCUUCUGUAAGUGAGCCUGGUCCAUUUCACUGUGUCAUAGUA
Messenger RNA from Manis pentadactyla (Chinese pangolin), 4772 nucleotides. RefSeq names its product 5-hydroxytryptamine receptor 1F (gene HTR1F). Lineage: Eukaryota; Metazoa; Chordata; Mammalia; Pholidota; Manidae. Gene Ontology annotation, cellular component: plasma membrane; dendrite. The record is from RefSeq and is a predicted model, not a curated record. The coding region runs from base 225 to 1325 and encodes 366 amino acids. Gene Ontology annotation, biological process: chemical synaptic transmission; G protein-coupled receptor signaling pathway, coupled to cyclic nucleotide second messenger. The transcript has 2 exons. Gene Ontology annotation, molecular function: G protein-coupled serotonin receptor activity; neurotransmitter receptor activity.